Molecule: messenger RNA, 567 nt
Organism: Capra hircus (goat)
Lineage: Eukaryota; Metazoa; Chordata; Mammalia; Artiodactyla; Bovidae
Gene: LELP1
Product: late cornified envelope like proline rich 1
Exons: 2
Coding region: 142-453 (103 amino acids)
Source: RefSeq, a predicted model, not a curated record
CCUCUUCCGGCUUCCUCAGAGCUGGGCAGAGGAACCAGAGGGGAAAAUACACCUUCCCGGGCACAGCCACAACAUCCACCUCACUCGACUACUUGUCAGCUUCAGGAACAACACAAAGGGGGCUCAGAGAAUCAAGAAGGAAUGUCGAGUGAUGAUAAAAAUAAACCUGGUGAACCCAAGAAUGAGCCCAAGCAAUGUGAGCCCGGGUGUGAACAGAAGUGUGAAACAAAAUGCCAGCCCAGCUGUUUAAAGAGGCUGCUGCAGCGGUGCUCUGAAAAGUGCCAGCCACCAAAGUGCCCACCACCAAAGUGUCCCCCGUGUCCCCCAUCGUGCCCCCCACCAUGCCCCCCACCCCCAAAGUGCCCUCCACCAUGCCCCCCGCCCUGCCCUCCUAAGCCAUGUGUCAAGUCCUGUCCUCCUAAAUGCCCACCGCCCUGCCCACCCCCAGAGUGAGGCACCAAGGACGCCACCCAGCCCACUACCUCCACCAUCUCAUCAUGUCCACCACUGAGGGGCUGAGAGCUGAAGCCAUGAACUGACAAGUAAACGAGUUCCUCUGCUGUGCAA